Molecule: messenger RNA, 900 nt
Organism: Galendromus occidentalis (western predatory mite)
Lineage: Eukaryota; Metazoa; Arthropoda; Arachnida; Mesostigmata; Phytoseiidae
Product: protein LSM12 homolog
Exons: 4
Coding region: 145-804 (219 amino acids)
Source: RefSeq, a predicted model, not a curated record
UCAUUCUACAGUGGGGCCAUCGGACGGAAUCCAGUGCAUUGAGAACUCUAGUCGACUCCAUUCAUCGGCACCGGUGAAAACGAUAAUCGAACCUUUGAACACUCUCCUGGUUGUCUUGAGGACAAUAAUCUUCGAACGACUAAAAUGAGCGCCUCAGGAGAAUUCGGAAUCGGGAUGAACAGCGCGGGGGGCAACGGGGGUGGAGGAGCGAAUUCCGUGGCCGCCGACAUUCCAGAAUUGUUCCAAGUCGGCUGUGUUGUGACUGUGGAGAACCUUUGCAAGGAACGAUUCCAAGGCGAGGUGAUCGCUUUCGACGAGGAGCACAAAGCUCUUGUUCUUAAGUGUCAGACGGCAGACCGUAAGACCAACGAUGUCCGCGUGGUCAAUUUGCUGUGUGUGACUAAUAUAAAUAUCGAAUCGGAAGCAGGAACGACUGCUCCGUCUCCUCCCGCACAAAUAAACAUCGAGAAGGUUCGAGCUCGCAUAAAGAAGAACAAUGAUGAGCGGAGGAAAAUGGCCGCUGCGAUCGCGAAAGGAGUUUCAGGAGAGGGCAUAAGCCUAUUCCUGGCCAUUAGGAAAACCAUUGAAGAGGUCACGUGGCAUGAUCGAGAUAUUCUUGUCAUGAACUCGGUUCGCAUUCAGCCUCCAUACCAACCCGAGAACUGCGUGCCCAGCCAUGACGCGGCCGGACUUGAUCAUCAGUCUGUCGCGCACGUGAAGAACAUCGUCGAAAAGCAUCUCAAAGACUUGAAGCAAAUGGACGUCUCUUCGCUGUCGAAAGCCAGUUUGAAGGACAAACCCUGAGAGAAAGAACGCGGAACCGCCCCACGGAAGUCGUCGAUAUAUCCAUAGGUCAACGAAGCGUGACCAUCGGAAAAUACAUUUAUUUUAGUUAAAAAA